Messenger RNA from Eurytemora carolleeae, 1582 nucleotides. RefSeq lists its product as uncharacterized. NCBI's taxonomy places the organism in Eukaryota, Metazoa, Arthropoda, Copepoda, Calanoida, Temoridae. The record is from RefSeq and is a predicted model, not a curated record. The transcript has 11 exons. Bases 44 to 1582 code for a protein of 512 amino acids.
UAUUAAGAUAAAAGUAAAUUUCAGAAAAAUGCGCAACUAGAAAAUGGAUGACAGCAACGAUUUUGAGGAUCCUUUCAGUUAUGUUCCUUUGAAACGGAAGAAAAUCAAAUCAAAGAGUUCAGUAAUUCCACGAAACUCAAAACCAACACAGAAAAAAAAUCCAAAUCCCAAGAAAUCCGCUAAAAAAACGCCGGUUCUCCAGAAGAACAACUUCACCUCUCAAAGCAGGCUAACCCAGACAUCACCCAUAAAACCUGUUACUAAUCCUCGAACUCCAACUAAACAACUAUCUAUGGACUUAUUUACAAACAAGAAAACUAAACCAGUCAGUUCCAAUACAAAAGGUGGAGUAGGAUUAAAAGUGUGUCCUAUAUGCCAGCUUCCACUUGAUCUGUUAGCACCAGAAAUGGGUUCUGAGGUUCACAUUUCUUCAUGUGUCGAGAUAUCCCGUGCCGGUGCUACGCCUUGUCCACAGGGUAUCCUUUGUAGUUGUAGAUCUAUCUAUCAUUAUGUACAGUACAGUCAUGAUGAAUUGGCCCAACAUCGAGAUAUGCACUUUUUAGAACUUCCUACAGUUAUAAUAGAUGCCAGCCAUGCCAACCCUAAAGAAGGAGAGAGGAAUUUAGUUUUGCAAAUAACCAGAGAUACUUCUAAUCUGGACAUCAGCAGGACACCAAGGAGAAGAACAGCUAAGGAGCAAGAUAAGAUCAGGACUGAUUUAGAACAGAUUGCUCCUCCUGUUUCUAAUUCUACUCCUGCCAGACACAGAAGGGUGAUCAGUCCUAUUGAGAAACGAAAAUCUCAGGAAUUAAGUAUUGUUCCUGAAAGUGAUCCUGGAGUUGAUAAUAGACUAGAUAACUCCGAGGACAUACUUCGUGGUGGAGAACCUCAAGAUCAUGUUUCUAUGGAUAAGUCAGGGCCUUCCUUAUUGGGCAGUCAAACUGUUAACAGGUUUCUGAGAGGCCUGGAAAAGUCGUCUACUGUUGAAUCACUUUCCUUGCUUACCAGGUGUAAGAAACUAAUGAGAGAGAGAAAAGAUGAAAUGGUAUCCAGUGAUAAAUCUUCAUUAAACUUAUCCUUUCAUGAUGCAAGCUCUUAUGAUCCUAUCCUUAACGAAAUCAUUAAUGGUGCUAUUGAAAAUGUAGAUCAAGCUGUGACUGAAGAAGAGGCGAAUAAUCCACAGACUGGAAGAUCGGUCGAAAAUCUGCCAGGUUCAAAUACCAGAAAUCCACUAAAUAAUUCUCAUAUGUCAACCACCACUCCUCAUCGACCCCAACCCCCCCAGGUGCGGAACAGAUCCGGAAGUUCAAACAUAAGAUACUCGGAAACAGAAGUCUUGUGCACGGAAAGCCCAUUUGAGAUAAGAGCUGUGAAGGAUAGUGAAGAAUUGGAACUCUCCUUGGAUCUGAAUACUAAAGUAAACUGUAAACAUCUCAAGCUGGUUAUACCGCUGAGAGGUGACCGUGUCCCUGUAGAGGUGACUGCUAAGUAUUCAAACCGAACCUCCCCCGCUAAGCAGGCCAAGAUAACCUCAUACUUCAACAUGAAUAAAAACAAACCAGACUUCGAUAAUUCUCAAUAG